AUGGAGAAAAGCUUGAUACCGGCCUGGAUCCUGGUUCUCACCACGGCCAUUGCACUCGCUCCUUCCCUAUGCUAUUACAACGAUGACAGGCCAUAUGUUCCGCCCCCACAAAAACAAACCUAUCUCCACUUUUUUUUACACGACACCUUCAGCGGCGACUACCCUAGUGCGGUCUUCGUAGCAGAUCCUAACACGACGACUGCCUUCGGUCAGGUGACAGCGGUCGAUGAUCCGCUCACCAUCGGCCCAAACAUAACGUCAGAGGUAAUUGGAAAUGCUCGAGGUCUAUGGGUGUUGAGUGCCCAAGACGCUGCAACUCUUAUGGUCUACAUGGACUUUGAGUUUACGCUAGGUGAAUUCAAUGGCAGCUCCAUCAGUGUAUUUUCGAGGAAUCCGAUCAUUGAACUGGAGCGCGAGCUCGCGGUGGUCGGAGGGAGAGAAAAGUUUAGGAUGGCACAAGGAUUUGCACGACUUAAAACUUACUUCGCGAAUUUCAGGAACGGCGAUGUCAUCGUUGAGUAUAAUGUGACUGUAAUUCAUUAUUAA
Molecule: messenger RNA, 546 nt
Organism: Hibiscus syriacus
Lineage: Eukaryota; Viridiplantae; Streptophyta; Magnoliopsida; Malvales; Malvaceae
Product: dirigent protein 4-like
Exons: 1
Coding region: 1-546 (181 amino acids)
Source: RefSeq, a predicted model, not a curated record